GAGUCCGCUGCGAUCGGCGCCCGUGAUGAGGGAGUUGUAGGUGACGGCGUCGGGUCUCACCCCGGCCUCCCGCAUCCGGUGCACGACGGCUAGCCCCGCGUCGAGUCCGUCGACCCGGCAGUACGCGGCGAGGAGGGUGUUGUAGGUGACGACAUCCGGGGGCAGGCCGAGGCGGAUGGCGUCGACGAGGACGGACUCCGCACGGUCGAGCCAGCCACCCCGGCAGAGCGAAGCGAGGCCUACGUUCAUCAGCCGCGUAGACAGGGCCAGAUGCCCCCGGGACCGGACCAUGGUUCCCCUCCCUCCUUUUCCUCGCUUCCGCGAGACUCUGUUCGGGGCUCGGCUGCGCUCCGCUUGCUACCGCGACUCCCAUACAGGCCCCUCGCUGUUUGCUGGUUCGCUACGAGCAAGGCAGACGCCUUGUCGUGGACAGACACCCCAGCUGCACGCUGGGGCGGCAAGGUGACUCGGUGGCGCUGCCGCCACUAAGAGGAAUGCGCAGGGCGCGCGAGAGAGAGAUGAGAAAUUUGCUAUUAUGAAACACGACGGGGGUGGCUUCGAUGAAAUGGAGUUUCGCUGUUAUGAAAAUGCAGAGCAAAGCCGAUAUGAAGACUUCGUUAAUAGGUUCAGACCAGUAUUAAUGUCGUUGACACCGGCUUCCGUCCGCCAGCACCGUCGCCGUGAGUUCUCCAUCGUCGUCGCGUUAUCCUUCGCGCGGAAGCCGGGCGCCGCUACCUCCGACCAAGAGCCCCCGAUUGAAGGGCGCCGCCUGUCAAUUAGAGCACUCGAAUGAAGGCCUGCAGAGUCCGCCGCAUCCGCAGGCCGUCCCCCUUUGUGCCCUCUAGGAGGUACGCAAUCCGCGGCGGCUCGGCAUCGGAGUCGUCAGAGUUGACGGCGGCGGCGUCGGGGUUCUCGUCGUCGCUGUCGCUGGCGGCGUUGCCUUCCAGCAGACGGUUCUUGAUUCCCGCCUCGACGGAGGGGGCGCCGCCGCCUGACGACGAGCCGUCGUCGUCCCAGUCGGCGAGGGAGACCACGUUGAACAAGACCGCUAGUGGAGGAGAGUCGGAUGAUGGCUGAGGUGCAGAGGCUCCAGAGCGCGGGAGCAUCCAUCCCCACGGAGCUCGAAGCGACAGCGAUGCCGGGCAAGUCCCGGCCACUGCCCAAGAGUGGGCGCCUCACGACGGUCGCGUCCAAGCGAGGAGGAGGAGGAGCAGCAGCAGCCAGCAAGCAGCUGCAUAGGCAGAAAACCGAGCGCCAUUUGGAUGACGGCAUCUCGAUUGACCAGCUUCACAAGCUCAGCCAGAAGAACAUCUCCGCGUGGAGCAUGAAGAGGCUGAUGAAGAUCGUCCGGUACGAGGCGCUGACAACCAUGGACGAGCAGCUCAAGCAUGCAACGGGCGAGGACGAGCUGGCGACAGAGAUACACAGCGAGUACGAGGCCAAGGUUGCGGCCAAGAGGAUCUUCCAGAACGUCGCCAAGCCUGGAUCCAAGCACAUAUACCUGUCAGAUUUGAUGCGUUUCAUGAGGCAGGAAGAAGCUCUGAAGGCGACGGAUCUCUUCGAAGGAGCGCAGGAGCACAACAGGGUCAGCAAGAGGUCGCUCAAGAACUGGGUGGUAAAUAUCUCAGACGUACGCGCGACGAGGACAAGGCCCAGCCCCGGCGUAGAGCUACGAGGGCGAGAUCGCGAGGCCGCCGAGCACGGCCAGCCACCUUCAGCACGGCUCCGCUCCUCCCCAGUGAAGCACUUCGCGCGCGGCGGCGCUGAUCUCUUUUCGGUAGGCGGUGGCAGGUGAACUGAAGCUCUCAUCGCGAUGGAAAACUCACGGCGACAACGUCGGGGGACGGAAGCCGGUGUCAACGACGCUAAUACUGGUCUAAUCUAUUAAUGGAGUCUUCAUGUCUAUUUUAGAGUGUGGGCUUUGCCCUACCUUUUCAUAACAGCGAAUCUCUCUCCUUAGCCUCUGUUUCGUCGAAACCGCCCCGUGGUGUUUCAUAAUGGCAGAUUUCUCGAGAUGUCACGCCUUUACUAUAUAACAUGAGUUCUGUACAAAAUAAUUAAAUAAAUAUAUCAUAUGAAGACAA
Molecule: messenger RNA, 2084 nt
Organism: Zea mays
Lineage: Eukaryota; Viridiplantae; Streptophyta; Magnoliopsida; Poales; Poaceae
Product: mechanosensitive ion channel protein 6
Exons: 2
Coding region: 1067-1795 (242 amino acids)
Biological process (GO): monoatomic anion transport
Cellular component (GO): plasma membrane
Molecular function (GO): mechanosensitive monoatomic ion channel activity
Source: RefSeq, a predicted model, not a curated record